AAGGCUGCAAGGAGGAGGCACUAUGGUUAUUCUGCUGAGAGGGGGUGCAUUUUAAAAAAUUCGCAUUUGAAUGACAUUAACUUCUACCAAAGUAAUAUUUUACCAUUUUUAUCUUUACUUUUACUCAAUUGUGCCUUUUACUGUACUGUUCUGUUUACAGCACCAUAAACAAACUCACUGCCUUUUAUUAACAUGUUAGUCUGAUAAAUGUGCACAGGAGCUGUAGUCCUAACUGGGCUGUAGUAUGACUGUGAAGAAGUGUUUUUAGGCCAUGACUUCUCCUCCGGGACAAUAUUUCAUUAAGCCUGAAAACUGGCAGACCUGUGCGAUCCAGUUUGCGGUGCUGCACUCACGCAGCCUGAUUGGCUGCGGGCAGGUUGACACAGUUUCCCCGCCUCGCCGCCUCCCCGCGCAGCUGGAGCGGGUGUUGCUCGGAGCCUGUAGGAGCCAGCAGGUGGAACUCUACUGUCUACCGGCUGUGUCCGGCUGUUGAAUGCGAGCCGCCGGCUGGAUGAGGAGCAGAGAGCCCUGACACCACCAUCACCAUCACCACCACCUCCACCAGCAGCAGGACGUGCAGGCUGCUGCUUCUCCGGCCGGAGAUGGACACACGCGGGACCGCGGUCACAUCUGUCACCGAGGUCAGCGGCUCUGCCUCCUGCGGGUUGUGACUCUUCGGUGGUCCGCAGAGGUGAUCGGUAAACUCCGGUGGCCGUGCCGGGGCAGGACGGGACGGGACGGACGGUGUGCGGGCUGCAGCAGGGCUGUGUGCGGUGCCUUGCGGUGAAGAAGAAAAAAAAAAAAAAAAAGCUCCCCCACGGAGAAUAAAGCAUCUGGUCGCUGAGCCUGGAAGAAAGAGGAGAGCAGGACAGCAACAGCAGCUCCAGCGCGGAAUUACUGUCUGACUCACCGAGGGGUUUACACCGACAUGGGAAAAGAAGCCUCAGUCACCUUGUAAGAUGUAUCCUCACCACAGAGAAAGGGAGCAGCCGAUCUUCAGUGCCCGGGCCCAUGUUUUCCAGAUCGACCCAAACACCAAGAGGAACUGGAUACCCGCCAGCAAACAUGCCGUCACUGUGUCCUUCUUCUACGAUGCCAAUCGCAACGUCUACCGCAUCAUCAGCGUGGGCGGGACCAAGGCAAUCAUCAACUGCACGGUCACACCCAGCAUGACAUUUACCAAGACGUCCCAGAAGUUUGGGCAGUGGGCGGACAGCCGGGCCAACACCGUGUACGGUCUCGGUUUUGCAACAGAGCAACAGCUACAUCAGUUCUCAGAUAAGUUUAAGGAGGUGAAAGAUGCUGCUCGUCUGGCACGAGAGAAGUCGCAGGAUAAAGAGCUGGCCAACACUGCGCUCACCAUCGCUGCUCCUCAGGACCUCUCGGAUGAACUCCAGUCGCCUCCGGUGAUGUGUGUGAACGGGCCGGAGGACAAGCUGUUCCGCAGCCAGAGCGCCGACAUCACCCUGUCUUCUGAGAAGGAACGCAUUAAGAAGAUGCUCUCUGAAGGGUCUAUUUGUGAGAUGAACCUGGAAGCCGAGCUCUUCACCCUGCAGGACAGCAACUCCAAGCUGGUGGCAGCUUUGCAUGAGGCCAAUGCUAAUGUGGAGCAGUGGAAGAAACAGCUGGCAGCGUACCAGGAGGAGACGGAGAGGCUGAGGGACCAGGUGGCGGAACUAGAGGCCCACGGAGGCCACGGACCCAGUGACCUGCUGAAGGACGAGCUGACCCAGUCCCUGGAGGAGCUGGAGGCCCUGCUGAAGGCCAAAGAUGAGGAAAUCCACAUUUUGCAGAGCAAGAAAUCAGAGUACCACGAGAUGGAACACGAGAGGGACGAGGCCAUCCACAGACUACGGGAGACGGAGAUGCGCAAUUCCGAGUUGGAGCGUCGCAUCCAGAACUCAGAGCAGAACCUGAAUAACACUCUGGAGGAUCGGGACCGCAUGGACUCUGAGAUCCAGAGGGCCAUCGAAAUUCUGGACAUCAAAAUCUUUGACCUUAAUGACCUCCGCCAGAGCCUGGUCAAACUCAUCGACAAAUAAGAGGGAAGAAACGGGAGGGGGGGAGAUCCGACCAGAGAGAGAGAGAGAGAGAGACGGCACAGAUGACAGGGUUGUAUUUUGUCGAGACGAAACAAAAAUGGAGCCGGUCCCUCGUCAAGCACAAGAACCACCUCGGCUGCAGGAAGGUUUCUCCAUGUCUGUGUUUGCAGCAGCAGCUGUCCUCAACAACAUGCUGUAGGUGUUGGCCUAAGCAGCAGCAGCAGCAGCAGCAUUUACAUGGUCUCGCUUGUCCAGUCUAAUGUAACGCUUCACGAUGCUUUCAAGGGUAUCAUUCAAUGCAAUAAACCAAUUUUAAGGUAAGUGCUUCACAGUGCUAGACAUUUAAUAUUGAGAAGUGGUGCUUGUAGUUUUUCAUAAGUAGGACUUUUGUACACGAAGUGGCGAUGCAUUGUCAGGAACUAUAAGAGGCCUUGUUUUCGUUUGUUUUUUGUGUUUUUCAACUGAAGGGUGAUUUUAAAUCAUCCUUAGAACAAAAUGAGUGUAUGCAAACAGAGAAGGGGACAGAACAGUCAGUGGAGAGUGAAAAAAAACAAAAGAAUCUGCCUGCAUACAACAUCAUUAUUGCUGAAUUAACGGUUUGAUUUAUGCGGCGAUAAACUUGUGUAGUUCCACAUGCAUAUUAAUACAGCAGCUUUACUGUGUCGCCUGAAGGACGGAGUGGUUUCUAGUUGGUGCUGUUCCGCAGGAAUAAGCAAUUCCGUGUACUCAAAGUCUGUAAAAUAGUGCGACUAUAGUGCUUCAUAUUUGGAUAAGGUUUGGACACACACUUAACCGUCAACAUUAGAUCUGAAUAUUGACACCAAAGAUCAAAUGUUAAGAGCAGAGUCAUUGAUAAGCAGCAGCUCGCCUUCUUCACGUAAGCUCGUAAGGAACCUUUAAAACUAAGAUAAAAAAGUACAUUUUAGCAGAUAAGAUGCGUGCAGUAAUUACAUUUAAGAUAAUUAAGAUAUAAAUCAGUAAUGCUACAGUUAUUAAGUAAACAGGAGGACCUAAAGUCAUCACAUAGUAAUACAGAUAAGUUAAACUGGCCCAGUCUGAGUAUGUCAUCCCGUGCUUCAUCUCUUAGACGCAUUCAAGGAAAUCUACGCGACAGUUUCUGCCUUCUGUCAUUUUUCAGCACGUUACGUUUAGCUGUGGACAAUAUGCCAUACGCCUUCUUUUACCACAGACUGGAUUGUUUCACAUAAUCUAUAAUGGCAUGUUUGUAUUAUUUUUUCAAGCCUUAUUGCUCUGUUGUAAGGGUGGUCUUCGGGAGUCAUGCCAGCUCUGCGUCUAAAAGCUUGAGCUGUUGUCGUGACAGUUUGGAAAUAAAAGCAAAGAAUACAGUCGGUCAUUGUUCUGGA
Acanthopagrus latus (yellowfin seabream) is the source of this 3406-nucleotide messenger RNA. Its product is annotated as homer protein homolog 3. Gene Ontology annotation, cellular component: dendrite; cytoplasm; plasma membrane. The transcript has 10 exons. The coding region runs from base 960 to 2042 and encodes 360 amino acids. Gene Ontology annotation, biological process: regulation of store-operated calcium entry; G protein-coupled glutamate receptor signaling pathway. The record is from RefSeq and is a predicted model, not a curated record. Gene Ontology annotation, molecular function: G protein-coupled glutamate receptor binding. NCBI's taxonomy places the organism in Eukaryota, Metazoa, Chordata, Actinopteri, Spariformes, Sparidae.